AUGUUUGACGAUGUUCCUAUGGGGGGUGUUACGGCGGCAGAUGCAGCUUCCGCCGCUAGCAUUCACCCCUUCGAGACCUACGAAGAUCUCGGGCCGGAACAGAAAGCAGCAUUUCACCAGCUAUCCAGCUAUAGGUCCCGCAGGAGGGUCAGGGCAACGGAAAGGAACCUGAGGAAAAGGUCGCUAGGCCUCCGAAUAUUCACGGAAGAGGAAAUCGAGAGAUAUACUGAGGUGACUCUCAUCUACGAUUCAAAUGAUUUUGGUGUAGAGUCGUUGUACCAAGGUGAACCCGUGCCCUUGGACAUGAGCUGCGUCUAUUUUACGGCUAGCAGAUUCAACCACUCAUGUGACCCUAACCUUGAGUGGCAAACCUGGGUAGAAUCGCCGUGGUUUACUGCAAGGGCAUCGCGUAAGAUCAGCGCAGGGAACGAGUUGACGGUUUCUUACUUGGGAGGACCGAUGUCCAGGGCCCAACGGCAAAGGGAUCUGAAAUCUGGUUGGGGAUUCGACUGCGCUUGCACGAGGUGUACAGCCGCACCGGUCGACUACGAUACUCGACUAGAAGAGAUCGUUGGUACUCAGCGGCAUGCUGCUUCGCAGACUCAGCAGGGUGCUCCUGUCUGGCCCCCGACCGAGGACGAGACAGCCCCCAGACACGCCCGGCGGCUUCAGCUUCUCGAGGUGUUACAGUGGCACGGCGACCUGCAUUUUGCUUACUUUACGGCUGCUCACUUCCACUUUGAGCGAUACCAGGCCUUGUUAGGGAGCGACAGAGCGAAGGCCAUGGAGAAUCUCAGACAAGCUGUGAUUUACCAGAGAAAAUCUUGGGAAUCGGGAAAGACUGCUUUUUUUGCUCAAGACCCUUUGGUCGCUCAAGCAGGCUCGCAACUGACAAAAUGGGGCGCAGUGUUGGCAUCGGAGGAGGCCUAA
This is a messenger RNA of Anthostomella pinea, 930 nucleotides long. The record is from the annotation of a GenBank genome assembly. Lineage: Eukaryota; Fungi; Ascomycota; Sordariomycetes; Xylariales; Xylariaceae.